CAUCACAUUCAAAUGUUCAUUUCAAUUCAACCAACACCCUCUUCUCUCUCUCUCUCUAACACUUCUCCACUGAUCUCAGCACCUACAACAAUAACAACAAGCAAGCAAGGUCUUUAUAAUUUAUGGUAGCGUGAACCUGAAGUUUGGAAUUUUAGUUCUCUUGCCGGAGUGAGAUCCAUUACACAAUCAUUGCUACAACCGCAUCACUUCCUAAGUUACCUAAACAGUUUCUUGAAAUGGGGAAGAAACAACUGCAAGAGCUCAAAGAUAACAACAAUAUUCACAAAGAGACUGCAAGAGUUGAAGCUGUUCUUCAACUCAUCAGAAAACAAACCCCUCUCACUGUCAAACAGGAGAAGUUCUGCAACUAUGCUUGUGUGAAGCGGUUUCUCAAAGCCAAAGGAGAUAAUGUGAAGAAAGCUGCUAAACAACUAAGAACUUGCCUUUCAUGGAGAGAGACUAUCGUAAAUGAUCAUUUGAUAGCGGAUGAUUUCUCAGCUGAACUAGCUGAUGGGUUGGCCUAUGUAGCUGGUCAUGACGAUGAAUCCAGACCCGUUUUGAUUUUCCGGAUGAAGCAAGACUACCAGAAGUUACAUUCACAGAAACUGCUCACUCGUUUGCUAGCAUUCACAAUGGAAGUGGCUAUUUCAACCAUGCCAAAAAAUGUUGAACAAUUUGUCCUGCUUUUUGACGCUAGCUUUUACAGGUCAGCAUCUGCUUUUAUGAACUUGUUGCUGGCAGCGCUGAAAAUUGUGGCUGAAUACUACCCAGGUCGGCUAUGCAAAGCAUUUGUAAUAGACCCUCCCUCACUUUUUUCUUACUUGUGGAAGGGUGUUAGGCCAUUCGUUGAGCUAUCAUCAUGCACGACGGUGGUAUCAUCGUUGGAUUUCGAAGAAUCACUACACUUCAACGACUUCACAUCCUACCCACGAGCCUCAUCCCUCCGAUUCGACCCUUCCACGGUGAAAUCAACGGCCAAGAUCGGCUCCUGCUCCUCCUCACGCUUCGCCUUCACAGUCUCCCACCAGCUGGACUCUCUCAAACCAUGGUACCUCAGCCUCUCCGACACCUCAGGAUCCAAGGUGGGCCCCACGACCCCCUCUCCGGCGCUCAUCUCACCGCUCAACGCCCGCUCCUUCUCCUUCGCGUCUCCGGUGGCGCGAAACCCGCUCGGCCCUCCAGCCUCCCGGAAAGGCCUCUUCCCCACCACCCCGCUGCCGCAACGCGUCACGGCGCCUCACAAGACUUCCUUCCUCCAGUCCCCAGCUACAUUCUUCCGGCGCGAAAGCGUCGGAGGAGGAAAAACAGAGAGGUGCCGGGAAUCAUUCUCGCCGUACGUCAAAUUCUACCGAAGGCCGUACAACGAGAUGAUUUACCGGUCAAAGAUGAGGCCACCACUCGGCGGCCUCAUCUCCAUCGUCUCCCCACACAUUAGAAGACGCCACAUUUCAGUUUCUCAGCGUUACUAAAUUCUCAAAUACCAUUGUUGUUAUAUUUUUUGUUUUCUAUAAAUCUCUAUCUUGCUAAUUUACUUGUUUUUCAUUCUCAGUACAUAAAUUAUAUAUUCCAAUGAAAUUUGAAUGAAUUAACUAGACAUUAAUUCGUUACAUUA
Lotus japonicus is the source of this 1612-nucleotide messenger RNA. RefSeq lists its product as uncharacterized. NCBI's taxonomy places the organism in Eukaryota, Viridiplantae, Streptophyta, Magnoliopsida, Fabales, Fabaceae. The transcript is spliced from 7 exons. The record is from RefSeq and is a predicted model, not a curated record. The coding region runs from base 237 to 1469 and encodes 410 amino acids.